CGUGCUGGACCCCUCAGUCCUCCUCUGUGACUCCAGGUAAGAGGUGCUCAAUGGCCCCUAAGAAGAAAGAAGAACCGAAACCCGCAGCACCUCCCAAACCUCCCGAGCCUGAGCGGCCCAAGACCCCCGAGUUUGACCCCGCAUCAGUGACGCUGGAAUUCACCCCCGAGCAAAUUGAGGACUUCAAAGAUGCCUUUCAGCUGUUUGACAUUACACCAAAAAACGAGAUGAAAAUCACCUACGCUCAGUGUGGUGAUCUCAUUAGGGCUUUGGGCCAGAACCCAACGAACAAGGAGAUCAUGUAUGUUCUUGGAAAACCCAAACCUGAAGACAUGCAGACGAAGAUGCUUGACUUUGACCAGUUUCUGCCCAUUCACCAACACAUCUGUAAGGCCAAAGACCGGGGAACAUAUGAGGACUUUGUUGAGGGCCUUCGUGUGUUUGACAAAGAGGGGAAUGGUACUGUAAUGGGCGCUGAGCUCAGGCACGUUCUGGCAACGCUAGGUGAGAAGAUGAAGGAGAAUGAAGUGGAACAGCUAAUGCAAAACCAAGAAGAUGCUAACGGAUGCAUAAAUUAUGAGGCUUUUGUUAAACACUUAUUGGCAUCUUAAAUGGCAUACAGUAUGUGUCUCUGUCAGUUUUCUUGUAAUUGUGAUGUUUAUUUCUCCUUCACCAUGAGAAUGUGGUGAAGGAGUUUCUGUAUUUUACGUCCAUGUGUGCCAGAUGGAUCGGCAAAAACUGCAUUGCAAAAAUGCUGUAAAUUAUCUUAAAUAAAGAAAUCUUCUUGAACUUUUCCAAAAA
Molecule: messenger RNA, 801 nt
Organism: Thalassophryne amazonica
Lineage: Eukaryota; Metazoa; Chordata; Actinopteri; Batrachoidiformes; Batrachoididae
Gene: myl13
Product: myosin, light chain 13
Exons: 5
Coding region: 51-611 (186 amino acids)
Cellular component (GO): myosin II complex
Molecular function (GO): calcium ion binding
Source: RefSeq, a predicted model, not a curated record